AUGGCUAGGAAAAUUCUUGCUGAAGAAUGGCUGAAAGGAGUUGUUAAGGAUGUUGAAUUUAACAAAAAGGCUACAGGCAAGAAAGGCUAAUUGUUAGUUGAAUUACAAAAAUCUUAUAAAGGAGAUUCAAGAUUUAAAUUAGAUGAGAAAUUUAAUGAUGAUCUCAAUGUUGAUAAAUUGACAAAGAAAUUUAAAGAUUUAUAAUAAGAUUUAAUCUAAGAAAGUUCUGAUGAAGAAUAAGAUUUAGAAAUGGAAAUUGAUGAAAAACAAUUACAAAUUAAAUCAUAUUAAGAAGAAGUUAAUUAAUAAUUAGCUAUUCUUUCAAAAUUAAUGCCUGAUGAUGCCGCUUUUAUUUCUUAUUAAAAAAAACCUGAUAAAAAGAAAUAUAAUCUUAUUGUUCCUAAAUUUGAUCCCAACAACAUUGAUUAAAGAUUGAUAAAAAAGAAUGAAGAAAAAAAAAUAGAACAAGCAAAGAAAUAAAUUAAAACAGAAAUAGUAAAGGGUGUCGAUAAAAAAACAAUAAAAAUUGAAAAAGCUAACAAAUUAUUAUAGAGGGUUAAAGAAAAAUAAGAAAUCAAAUUAAACAUUGAUAAAGGGGCAUGGAAAAACAUAAUUUAAAAAGAAAGUUCAAAAGGAUUAUUUUCUUGAAUUUUAAUUUAUGCUAUAAAUUUUAAUUAAUG
Messenger RNA from Paramecium sonneborni, 680 nucleotides. The record is from the annotation of a GenBank genome assembly. Lineage: Eukaryota; Ciliophora; Oligohymenophorea; Peniculida; Parameciidae.